This is a messenger RNA of Coregonus sp. 'balchen', 11365 nucleotides long. The record is from the annotation of a GenBank genome assembly. NCBI's taxonomy places the organism in Eukaryota, Metazoa, Chordata, Actinopteri, Salmoniformes, Salmonidae.
AUGACGUCAACCAAGGGCAAUUUGCUGUCCUCUACUUCCGGCGUCACAUUCUAUAACCCGCUCCAGAGAUGUGUUCGGAGGAACAUGGCGGUACCGUGGAGGCACUGUUGGAGGAGAAGUAAAGGCGCUACUUGUACACGUUUACUAGAAACCGUAUGGUGUUUUAAUGGAAGUUCUGCUAUGUUUGCUGCCUCGUUGCUCCGAAGAACGGGAACUGUCGCUGGCUGGAGAAAUGAGGUAACGUGGUAAGAUUUCACCGGGCGGGCGUGCUGUCAACCCGAGGAAGGUCAACCAGUAGAGAAGUUGGAAGCCGCAAGCUGAUUUUAUUGAAUGAGUUACAGCUGCCUUGGUGUAGCUAUAUUGGGAUUUAGUCCAGUCCAGUUUAUUCUAGUUGUAGAAGCUAACUAAAACAAUCAAUAUUGUAUCAAUGAAAUUGCUUUUCUGGACAUAACGUUAGCUAAAGAUUGUUGUUUAGUAUGACAAUAUUGUUUGUAGUUCUAGCCAUAUCUAGCUAGCUGGUUUGUUAUGUAGUCUCAGUUUAGCUAAAGGUCAAGACGGUGUAUGUCAUUUCGGGAUUGCUAUGUACCAAGUUUUGCACUUGACUUAUCUCACUAGUUUAACCCUAUUAGCUCAAGCGACGGUAGGUUAACGUUAUCACUAGACAGAACUGUCAGUGGGUAGACUUCAUUGGUCAAGUGUAUGUGGUUCACUUCCUACUAAAAGGUCCUCUCAACUAGACCUCGGUGUAACUAGCUAUAUCUCCUCUCAACUACAGUGAGGGGAAAAAAGUAUUUGAUCCCCUGCUGAUUUUGUAUGUUAGCCCACUGACAAAGACAUGAUCAGUCUAUAAUUUUAAUGGUAGCUUUAUUUGAACAGUGAGAGACAGAAUAAAGACAAAAAAAUCCGGAAAAACGCAUGUCAAAAAUGUUAUAAAUUGAUUUGCAUUUUAAUGAAGGAAAUAAGUAUUUGACCCCCUCUCAAUCAGAAAGAUUUCUGGCUCCCAGGUGUCUCUUAUGCAGGUAACGAGCUGAGAUUAGGAGCACACUCUUAAAGGGAGUGCUCCUAAUCUCAGUUUGUUACCUGUAUAAAAGACACCUGUCCACAGAAGCAAUCAAUCAAUCAGAUUCCAAACUCUCCACCAUGGCCAAGACCAAAGAGCUCUCCAAGGAUGUCAGGGACAAGAUUGUAGACCUACACAAGGCUGGAAUGGGCUACAAGACCAUCGCCAAGCAGCUCGGUGAGAAGGUGACAACAGUUGGUGCGAUUAUUCGCAAAUGGAAGAAACACAAAAGACCUGUCAAUCUCCCUCGGCCUGGGGCUCCAUGCAAGAACUCACCUCGUGGAGUUGCAAUGAUCAUGAGAACGGUGAGGAAUCAGCCCAGAACUACACGGGAGGAUCUUGUCAAUGAUCUCAAGGCAGCUGGGACCAUAGUCACCAAGAAAACAAUUGGUAACACAAUACGCUGUGAAGGACUGAAAUCCUGCAGCGCCCGCAAGAUCCCCCUGCUCAAGAAAGCACAUAUACAGGCCCGUCUGAAGUUUGCCAAUGAACAUCUGAAUGAUUCAGAGGAGAACUGGGUGAAGUGUUUUGGUCAGAUGAGACCAAAAUUGAGCUCUUUGGCAUCAACUCAACUCGCUGUGUUUGGAGGAGGAGGAAUGCUGCCUAUGACCCUAAGAACACCAUCCCCACCGUCAAACAUGGAGGUGGAAACAUUAUGCUUUCGGGGUGUUUUUCUGCUAAGGGGACAGGACAACUUCACCGCAUCAAAGGGACGAUGGACGGGGCCAUGUACCGUCAAAUCUUGGGUGAGAACCUCCUUCCCUCAGCCAGGGCAUUGAAAAUGGGUCGUGGAUGGGUAUUCCAGCAUGACAAUGACCCAAAACACACGGCCAAGGCAACAAAGGAGUGGCUCAAGAAGAAGCACAUUAAGGUGAUGGAGUGGCCUAGCCAGUGUCCAGACCUUAAUCCCAUAGAAAAUCUGUGGAGGGAGCUGAAGGUUCGAGUUGCCUAACGUCAGCCUCGAAACCUCAAUGACUUGGAGAAGAUCUACAAAGAGGAGUGGGACAAAAUCCCUCCUGAGAUGUGUGCAAACCUGGUGGCCAACUAUAAGAAACGUCUGUCCUCUGUGAUUGCCAACAAGGGUUUUGCCACCAAGUACUAAGUCAUGUUUUGAAGAGGGGUCAAAUACUUAUUUCCCCCAUUAAAAUGCAAAUCAAUUUAUAACAUUUUUGACAUGCAUUUUUCUUUUUUUUUGUUGUUAUUCUGUCUCACUGUUCAAAUAAACCUACCAUUAAAAAUUAUAGACUGAUAAUUUCUUUGUCAGUGGGCAAACAAACAAAAUCAGCAGGGGAUCAAAUACUUUUUUCCCUCACUGUAGACCUUGGUGUAACUAGCUAUGUGUCCUCUCAACUAGACCUUGGUGUAACUAGCUAUGUGUCCUCUCAACUAGACCUUGGUGUAACUAGCUAUGUGUCCUCUCAACUAGACCUCGGUGUACAAUGGGGGGAAAAAAGUAUUUAGUCAGCCACCAAUUGUGCAAGUUCUCCCACUUAAAAAGAUGAGAGAGGCCUGUAAUUUUCAUCAUAGGUACACGUCAACUAUGACUGACAAAUUGAGAAAAGGAAAUCCAGAAAAUCACAUUGUAGGAUUUUUAAUGAAUUUAUUUGCAAAUUAUGGUGGAAAAUAAGUAUUUGGUCACCUACAAACAAGCAAGAUUUCUGGCUCUCACAGACCUGUAACUUCUUCUUUAAGAGGUUCCUCUGUCCUCCACUCGUUACCUGUAUUAAUGGCACCUGUUUGAAAUUGUUAUCAGUAUAAAAGACACCUGUCCACAACCUUAAACAGUCACACUCCAAACUCCACUAUGGCCAAGACCAAAGAGCUGUCAAAGGACACCAGAAACAAAAUUGUAGACCUGCACCAGGCUGGGAAGACUGAAUCUGCAAUAGGUAAGCAGCUUGGUUUGAAGAAAUCAACUGUGGGAGCAAUUAUUAGGAAAUGGAAGACAUACAAGACCACUGAUAAUCUCCCUCGAUCUGGGGCUCCACGCAAGAUCUCACCCCGUGGGGUCAAAAUGAUCACAAGAAUGGUGAGCAAAAAUCCCAGAACCACACGGGGUGACCUAGUGAAUUACCUGCAGAGAGCUGGGACCAAAGUAACAAAGCCUACCAUCAGUAACACACUACGCCGCCAGGGACUCAAAUCCUGCAGGCCCGUGUAAAGGAAAGAAUGAAUGGGGCCAUGUAUCGUGAGAUUUUGAGUGAAAACCUCCUUCCAUCAGCAAGGGCAUUGAAGAUUAAACGUGGCUGGGUCUUUCAGCAUGACUAUGAUCCCAAACACACCGCCCGGGCAACGAAGGAGUGGCUUCGUAAGAAGCAUUUCAAGGUCCUGGAGUGGCCUAGCCAGUCUCCAGAUCUCAACCCCAUAGAAAAUCUUUGGAGGGAGUUGAAAGUCAGUGUUGCCCAGCGACAGCCCCAAAACAUCACUGCUCUAGAGGAGAUCUGCAUGGAGGAAUGGGCCAAAAUACCAGCAACAGUGUGUGAAAACCUUGUGAAGACUUACAAAAAACGUUUGACCUGUGUCAUUGCCAACAAAGGGUAUAUAACAAAGUAUUGAGUCACUUUUGUUAUUGACCAAAUACUUAUUUUCCACCAUAAUUUGCAAAUAAAUUCAUUAAAAAUCCUACAAUGUGAUUUUCUGGAAAAAUUUCUCAAUUUGUCUGUCAUAGUUGACGUGUACCUAUGAUGAAAAUUACAGGCCUCUCUCAUCUUUUUAAGUGGGAGAACUUGCACAAUUGGUGGCUGACUAAAUACUUUUCCCCCCACUAUGUCUCCUCUCAACUAGACCUCGGUGUAACUAGCUGUCCUUCAAAAACCGGAGUGAAAGCUGUCAAAUGCUCACCUCUCACCUGACUUAAAGGUCACAUUUAGGUUACAUGUGCAAAUAUUGUGGUGCUCAGGUUAUUCAUUUGUGAUAUUGAUUUCUUUCAGGGGCUGUCCUCAAGGACUGUACACACAACCUCACUAGGCAACUCUAUUCUGACAAGGUGAGUCUGAGAUUGAAAUGUUAAAUGCUGUAGAUUGAUUUCAAGUGUGUGUAAUGUGUGUAUUAAUUGACAUGUGUUUUUAUUUCCCUGUAGGCUCAAAUCAAGGUUGCUUUACCCCACACCAAAGCCUUGUUGUUGCGAAAGGAUACACAGCGACGCCAAGUUGAAGGACCCCUUCACUCUAGCCCAAAAAGAUUUGAGUAAUUUGUACGACGAUAUCAAAAAGGUAAGUCAUUUGACUUGAGUCAUCAUUUAGCGCUGAGAUUUGUUUUUCAAUGAAAAGUGCGCUAUAAAUGAAAUAUACUAUUGUUAUGUAGCAUUAAGGCUACAGUGGCGUGCUUCUAACUCAUAUUGCUCAUAUACACAGUUCAGACUAUUACUGAUGUUAUAACAUGACUGUAAUAAAGAUACAUUAUCUGUGCUUCACAGGAGCUUUUUGUGUCCAAGUCAGAGCUGAAGUCCCUGUGUGACUACUACUUUGACGGGAAAGGCAAGGCCUUCCGACCCACGAUAGUGGUGCUGAUGGCCCGGGCCUGCAAUAGUCACAGCAACCGAGACGGGUAAGACAUUAUCCUUGGUAUACCCUAGUGAACUAGGUAGGUAGUACGCAUGGUAGUGUGUAGCCUGAUCUACCAUCCUGACCGCUGUGAUCUUUAUUUUUAAUUUUAUUUUUUUGUAGUUUCACUAGCAAAAGAUCAUGUAAGCUUGUGAUAUCUGAAUGGUUGUAGGGGGCUACUAAUGGGUUACAAGGAGACAGACCUGGGUGAGAAACUAUGCUACUAAUGGGUUACAAGGAGACAGACCUGGGUGAGAAACUAUGCUACUAAUGGGUUACAAGGAGACAGACCUGGGUGAGAAACGAUGCUACUAAUGGGUUACAAGGAGACAGACCUGGGUGAGAAACGAUGCUACUAAUGGGUUACAAGGAGACAGACCUGGGUGAGAAACGAUGCUACUAAUGGGUUACAAGGAGACAGACCUGGGUGAGAAACGAUGCUACUAAUGGGUUACAAGGAGACAGACCUGGGUGAGAAACUAUGCUACUAAUGGGUUACAAGGAGACAGACCUGGGUGAGAAACUAUGCUACUAAUGGGUUACAAGGAGACAGACCUGGGUGAGAAACUAUGCUACUAAUGGGUUACAAGGAGACAGACCUGGGUGAGAAACGAUGCUACUAAUGGGUUACAAGGAGACAGACCUGGGUGAGAAACGAUGCUACUAAUGGGUUACAAGGAGACAGACCUGGGUGAGAAACUAUGCUAAUGAAAUGUAUUUUGCACACACACCAGGAGCAACUUGUCACACCUGUCUGGGAGAAAACACAGAUUGGAAAGGGAAAAUAGGCUGUUUAUUACGUCAUUACAGGAGAGGGCUGUAUUACGGUCUAAAUUAAUAAUGCGUAUACUAUAUCGUUGCAAUAAACUAAUUCAUUUAGCCUGCCCAUAUUAGUGAUGAUAUGAACCAAUAUGUGAGAAAGCUAUAACUGUGUUAUCAACCAGCCUAUUCUCCCUCUCUCCCCGUCUCUGUCUCUCUUUCUUUGUCUCACUCUCUCCUUUCUCUCUCCCCCUCUCCUCUUUCUCUGUCUCUUUCUCUCACUCUCUCCCCCUUUCUCUUUCUCUUUUUUUUCUCUCUCUCCAGAGAUCUGCUCCCAGGUCAGCGGUCCAUAGCUAUGAUCUCUGAGAUGAUCCACACUGCCAGCCUGGUCCACGAUGAUGUCAUCGACGGCUCGGACAAGCGGAGAGGGAAGACCACUAUCAACGAAGUGUGGGGAGAGAGAAAGGUUAGCCAGUCACGCCAGUUUUCUUGAAAAGGUGCAAUACUAUCACUUUUCUGUAAUGCAUCUUAUGACAAACGAAUACACCCUUAGUAGUUGUAAGAUCAUAUGAAUGUAUUCUCUUAUUCCCAGGCCAUUUUAGCUGGAGACUUCAUCCUCUCGGCAGCCUCCAUGGCUCUGGCCCGUAUCGGCAACAACACGGUGGUGUCAGUGCUGUCUCAGGUCAUGGAGGAUCUGGUGAGAGGUAAGGACAGUCGGGCUCGUGAUGAGGUAGCCCUGCCCGCGACUUCAAAAUCAGUGUCAACCUCGGGCAAAGAGGUAAUUACCUCUUGGUCUAAUGGUUAAGACUUACGUUUCUCCCAUGGGGGGGACAUGGGUUCAGAUCCCGCCUGUGACGCAUUGCACAAUAUAUUCAGUCCGUUUUCAAUUUGAAACAGUUGAUUUAAAAAAAAAAAAAUAUCUGUUGCCUUGGCUGUUUUCAGUUAUUGUAUACCUUCUAACAGAAAUACACUUUGAGUUAUCAGUUUGGUAAUCACCAUUACCUGCCCCCUUUUACUAUCUAGAUGUUGUAAUGCAACGCUUCUGAUUCUGUAAGGGGAAAAUGAGUGAUGAAUGUUUAGGAUGACCGAAGUGUAUAGGAAACGCUGUCUCUGUUCACACCAACAUAUUUUGCUGAUGUUCCAGGUGAAUUCAUGCAGCUGGGCUCCAAGCAAAAUGAGAGUGAGAGAUUUAAACACUACCUGGAGAAGACCUUUAAGAAGACUGCCAGUCUCAUCGCCAACAGUUGUAAAGCUGUAUGUAUGUAUUCUAUCUCCACACAAACAAUGCAGACUUCCAGAAAGUCUUUGGGGCCCAACGGAAUAGGUUUGUGUUGACUGGUUGUUCUCUUCCAUUCAAGGUAUCCAUUCUAGUGAACUCUGAUCCAGAGGUUCAUGAAAUAGCCUUUCAGUACGGGAGGAAUAUAGGUAUCGCCUUUCAGGUACAUUUUUCUAAUACUUGAAUCAAUGGGGUGUCAUUUUUAAUGUGCUCAUUUUUCAUUUUUUUUUAAAUAAAUGUAUUUAACAAUGAAAUGUGUAAAAUAUAUUUUAAGUUGUUUAAUUGUGUGUGUCGUAGCUGGUGGACGAUGUGCUGGACUUCACAGCGUGUGCCAGCCAGCUAGGAAAGCCUUCAGCUACAGACCUCAAGCUGGGCCUGGCCACUGGACCAGUGCUGUUUGCCUGCCAACAGGUGUGUGUGUGUGUGUGUGUGUGUGCACGUCUUCCAUUUUAUGGAAGUGAGAGUUUAACAUUUUAACCUUUUUAGCUUCCCAUGUGGGAAAUAACUGAAUGCGUCCCAAAUGGCUCCCUAUUCCCUAUAUAGUGUACUACUUUUGAUCAGGUCCCCCACAAGGCUCUGGUCAAAAGUAGUGCACUAUAUAGGGCAUAGGGUGCCAUUUGGGACGUAGUCAUUGACUCUCCUGGUCACUGUCUAAUUUUGCUAUUUCUAGAUUGAAUCACAGUGACUGACUGGUCAUUAUAAACUGGGUGGUUCAAGCCCUGAAUGCUGAUUGGCUGACAGCCGUGGUAUAUCAGACCGUAUGCCACGGGUAUGACAAACAAAUUAUUUUUACUGCUCUAAUUACGUUGGUAACCAGUUUAUAAUAACAAGGCACCUCAGGGGUUUGUGGUGUAUUGGCCAUAUAGCACACCCCCUUGGGCCUUAUUGCGUAAAUAUACACUGAGUGUACAAAACAUUAGGAACAGCUUCCUAAUAUUGAGUUGCACCCUGUUUUGCCCACAGAACAGCCUCAAUUCGGGUGUCGAAUGCGUUCCACAAGGAUGCUGGCCCAUGUUGACUCCAACGCUUCCCACAGUUGUGUCAAGAUGGCUGGAUGUCCUCUGGGUGGUGGACCAUUCUUGAUACACACUGGAAACUGUUGAGCGUGAAAAACUCAGCAAUGUUGCAGUUCUUGCACUUAAAAAUGUUGUUCCAAUUGUCUCAAGGCUUAAAAAUCCUCCUUUACCCUGUCUCCUCCCCUUCAUCUACUCUGAUUUGAAUUGGAUUUAACAAGUGACAUCUGUAGCUCAAUUGUAGCUCAAUUGGUAGAGCACGGCGCUUGUAACGCCAGGGUAGUGGGUUCAAUCCCCGGGACCACCCAUACGUAAAAAUGUAUGCACACGUGACUAAGUCGCUUUGGAUAAAAGCGUCUGCUAAAUGGCUUAUUAUUAUUAUUAUUAUUAUUAUUAUUAUUAUAAGGGAUCAUGGCUUUCACCUGGUCAGUCUGUCAUGGAAAGUGCAGGUGUUCUUAAUGUUUUGUACACUCAGUGUCUAUUCCUCUCAUUCAUAGCAUGUUAUUUAUUAAGCCAGGAUAGUCCACUCAGUAACGAUUGCCACUGUUUUCCAGGGAGUCCUGGGAUCACAUAAUAUGCCUAUGACUGAUUGCGUAGUCUGUGACAGUGUCUCUUACCGCUCCCUCUUUAGUUCCCUGAGCUGCAUGGUAUGAUCAUGAGGCGGUUCAGCUCCAGUGGAGAUGUCGCUCGUGCCUGGCAGUAUGUCCAGGAGGUAAGAAACAUUGGCUAUAGCUAGAUGGAGCGUGGUCAGAAACAUUGGGUAUAGCUAGAUGGAGGGAGGUCAGAAACAUUGGGUAUAGCUAGACGGAGGGAGGUCAGAAACAUUGGGUAUAGCUAGAGGGAGGGAGGUCAGAAACAUUGGGUAUAGCUAGAGGGAGGGAGGUCAGAAACAUUGGGUAUAGCUAGAGGAGGGAGGUCAGAAACAUUGGCUAUAGCUAGAGGGAGGGAGGUCAGAAACAUUGGCUAGUAGCUAGAGGGAGGGAGGUCAGAAACAUUGGGUAUAGCUAGAGGGAGGGAGGGAGGUCAGAAACAUUGGGUAUAGCUAGAGGGAGGGAGGUCAGAAACAUUGGCUAUAGCUAGAGGGAGGGAGGUCAGAAACAUUGGCUAUAGCUAGAUGGAGGGAGGUCAGAAACAUUGGCUAUAGCUAGAGGGAGGGAGGGAGGUCAGAAACAUUGGCUAUAGCUAGAGGGAGGGAGGUCAGAAACAUUGGCUAUAGCUAGAGGGAGGGAGGUCAGAAACAUUGGCUAUAGCUAGAGGGAGGGAGGUCAGAAAACAUUGGGUAUAGCUAGAGGGAGGGAGGGAGGUCAGAAACAUUGGCUAUAGCUAGAGGGAGGGAGGUCAGAAAACAUUGGGUAUAGCUAGAGGGAGGGAGGUCAGAAACAUUGGCUAUAGCUAGAGGGAGGAGGAGGUCAGAAACAUUGGGUAUAGCUAGAGGGAGGGAGGGAGGUCAGAAACAUUGGCUAUAGCUAGAGGGAGGGAGGUCAGAAACAUUGGGUAUAGCUAGAGGGAGGGAGGGAGGUCAGAAACAUUGGGUAUAGCUAGAGGGAGGGAGGUCAGAAACAUUGGCUAUAGCUAGAGGGAGGGAGGUCAGAAACAUUGGCUAUAGCUAGAGGGAGGGAGGUCAGAAACAUUGGCUAUAGCUAGAGGGAGGGAGGUCAGAAACAUUGGCUAUAGCUAGAGGGAGGUCAGAAACAUUGGCUAUAGCUAAUGGGGAGGUCAGAAACAUUGGCUAUAGCUAGAGGGAGGGAGGGAGGUCAGAAACAUUGGCUAUAGCUAGAGGGAGGGAGGUCAGAAACAUUGGCUAUAGCUAGAGGGAGGGAGGUCAGAAACAUUGGGUAUAGCUAGAGGGAGGGAGGUCAGAAACAUUGGGUAUAGCUAGAGGGAGGGAGGGAGGUCAGAAACAUUGGCUAUAGCUAGAGGGAGGGAGGUCAGAAACAUUGGGUAUAGCUAGAGGGAGGGAGGGAGGUCAGAAACAUUGGCUAUAGCUAGAGGGAGGGAGGUCAGAAACAUUGGGUAUAGCUAGAGGGAGGGAGGGAGGUCAGAAACAUUGGCUAUAGCUAGAGGGAGGGAGGUCAGAAACAUUGGCUAUAGCUAGAGGGAGGGAGGUCAGAAACAUUGGGUAUAGCUAGAGGGAGGGAGGGAGGUCAGAAACAUUGGCUAGAGGGAGGGAGGGAGGUCAGAAACAUUGGCUAUAGCUAGAGGGAGGGAGGGAGGUCAGAAACAUUGGCUAUAGCUAGAUGGAGGGAGGGAGGUCAGAAACAUUGGCUAUAGCUAGAGGGAGGGAGGUCAGAAACAUUGGCUAUAGCUAGAGGGAGGGAGGGAGGUCAGAAACAUUGGGUAUAGCUAGAGGGAGGGAGGGAGGUCAGAAACAUUGGCUAUAGCUAGAGGGAGGGAGGGAGGUCAGAAACAUUGGCUAUAGCUAGAUGGAGGGAGGUCAGAAACAUUGGCUAUAGCUAGAGGGAGGGAGGUCAGAAACAUUGGCUAUAGCUAGAGGGAGGGAGGGAGGUCAGAAACAUUGGCUAUAGCUAGAGGGAGGGAGGUCAGAAACAUUGGGUAUAGCUAGAGGGAGGGAGGGAGGUCAGAAACAUUGGCUAUAGCUAGAGGGAGGGAGGGAGGUCAGAAACAUUGGCUAUAGCUAGAGGGAGGGAGGUCAGAAACAUUGGGUAUAGCUAGAGGGAGGGAGGGAGGUCAGAAACAUUGGGUAAAGCUGGAGGGAGGGAGGUCAGAAACAUUGGCUAUAGCUAGAGGGAGGGAGGUCAGAAACAUUGGGUAUAGCUAGAGGGAGGGAGGGAGGUCAGAAACAUUGGGUAUAGCUAGAGGGAGGGAGGUCAGAAACAUUGGCUAUAGCUAGAGGGAGGGAGGUCAGAAACAUUGGCUAUAGCUAGAGGGAGGGAGGGAGGUCAGAAACAUUGGGUAUAGCUAGAGGGAGGGAGGUCAGAAACAUUGGCUAUAGCUAGAGGGAGGGAGGGAGGUCAGAAACAUUGGCUAUAGCUAGACGGAGGGAGGUCAGAAACAUUGGCUAUAGCUAGAGGGAGGGAGGGAGGUCAGAAACAUUGGGUAUAGCUAGAGGGAGGGAGGUCAGAAACAUUGGGUAUAGCUAGAUGGAGGGAGGUCAGAAACAUUGGGUAUAGCUAGAUGGAGGGAGGGAGGUCAGAAACAUUGGGUAUAGCUAGAGGGAGGGAGGGAGGUCAGAAACAUUGGCUAUAGCUAGAGGGAGGGAGGGAGGGAGGUCAGAAACAUUGGCUAUAGCUAGAGGGAGGGAGGAGGUCAGAAACAUUGGCUAUAGCUAGACGGCGGGAGGUGUUUGUAUAAAAUCACCAUAUAGAAAGAAGUGGAAGGGCGCUCAACCAACGUUAGUCGAGGUGCAACCAAUAAAUAAGAUCAAGGAGAAGGCUCAACGCUCGCUCACCAUUAAAACAUUAUUUUAUUUGAGCAACUAUUAAAAGCUUUUACCUUUUUUUUUUGUUGCUUUCAUCGGAAUAUAAACGCAGUAUAGAAAUACUAUUGGACCUAUGAUCAUGUAGUAAUUACAAGUGACCUGUUAGAAAGCACGCUGACUCCCCCUCCUGUUUGUCCUCAGAGUAACGGUGUGGAUCAGACCAACUACCUGGCCCAGCACUACUGUCAGGAGGCCGUCCGGCAGAUCAGCCUGCUCAGGCCCUCUCCGGAGCGGGAUGCCCUCAUCAGGCUCACCCAGACGGUCCUCACCCGUGAC